AAUGGUUGAAAUUGAAAACACCAUGACGCUCUCACAAGCUCAUGAUCUACCAGAUGACUCUCGCUCUCUCUCUUCCCUUCUCAAACCCUUCUCUCCUCUCUCUCUCCUCCUACCACCGCCACCGCAUAUUCAAACCACCGAGAGCAUCUUCACAAAUCUCGGUCGACUCGCCACCGUCGUUACAGCUAAAGAAAACCGGAGUCAUCAUCGUCGGCGCUGGUCUAGCCGGUUUAGCAGCCGCGACUCGGCUUAGCUCCGAGAACAUCCCGUUCCUCCUCCUCGACGCCUCCGACGCCGUCGGCGGCAGAGUCCGAACCGACUUCGUCGACGGCUUCCUCUUAGACCGCGGCUUCCAGAUCUUCAUUACGGCUUACCCCGAAGCCCGAAGACUUCUCGAUUACGAAACCCUAGAUCUCCAUAGAUUCUACUCAGGAGCUCAGGUCUACUACGAUGGACGCUUCCACACCGUAGCCGAUCCCAUACGCCACUUCACCGACUCCCUUCAAACCCUAACCAAUCCCAUCGGCACAAUCGUCGACAAAUUCCUCGUCGCGUUGACCAGAAUUCGUGUUUUGAUCAGAUCCGACGGUGAAAUUCUCUCUUCUGACGAGGUCUCCACCCUUGAUUUGCUGAGGAGAAUCGGCUUCUCCGACUCGAUCGUCGAUCGGUUUUUCAGGCCGUUCUUCGGUGGAAUUUUCUUCGACCGAGAUCUCGAAACGACAUCGAGACUAUUCGAUUUCAUCUUCAAGUGUCUCUCUCUCGGCGAGAAUACACUUCCGGCGAAGGGAAUUUCUGCAAUUCCGGAACAAUUGGCCUCGAAAUUGCCCUCCAAAUCGAUACUGUUGAAAUCGAGAGUCGUUUCGAUCGAUUUCGAAUCCGAUUCGGCGAUCUUGACGUUGCAGAGUGGAGAGGUGUUGAGGAGUGAGCUUGGAGUCAUAGUGGCUGUUGAACAACCAGAAGCUGUUAAGCUUUUGGCGGGAAAAUUGAACCGUGAACCGGUUCAGAAGAAACCGGUUCGAAGCGCGGUUUGUUUGUACUUCUCGGCUGACCCGAAUCAAAUCCCGGUUCAAGACCCGGUUCUGUUUCUCAACGGCUCGGGAAGAGGAAUUGUCAAUAAUAUGUUCUUCGCAACGAAUGUGGCUCCGUCGUAUGGCCCACACGGGAAGGCAUUGGUUUCCGUGUCACUUAUCGGGUUGUUUGAGGACAGGGAGGACAAGGAUCUGACGGCUGAGGUUGUUCGAGAGCUUUCGGGUUGGUUUGGAGAGUCGGUGGUUGGGUCAUGGAGGCACUUGAGAACUUAUCGGAUCGGGUUUGCACAACCGAAUCAAAGCCCGCCCACGGAUUUAAUGAAAAACCCGAUAGUUAUGCCGGGUUUGUACUUGUGUGGUGAUCAUCAGACUAGUGCUACAUUUGAUGGGGCUCUGGUUUCUGGGAGGAAAGCAGUUGAAGCUUUGUUGAGAGAUAGGGCCCUAAUUCAAGUUUGAAAUUGUAUUCAUCAGUUGGGUAUUGUGAAUGUGAUCCUUGAAGUUGAAUUGCAAAUGCUAGCCAAAAUUUUGUACCCCAAAAAAAUAUAUAUAACAUAUGAUCAUCCUAUAUAUAUUUGUGCAGGACAAUAAUUUAAUAUUACGUACUAAUAAGAUGUAUUCGAUCGGAUUAAGAUGGGACUGAUUUUGUAUAUCACAUCAAGUAAUUCACACCAAUAACUGUUUAAGAUUUUC
Camellia sinensis is the source of this 1718-nucleotide messenger RNA. RefSeq names its product FAD/NAD(P)-binding oxidoreductase family protein. The record is from RefSeq and is a predicted model, not a curated record. Gene Ontology annotation, molecular function: oxidoreductase activity. Lineage: Eukaryota; Viridiplantae; Streptophyta; Magnoliopsida; Ericales; Theaceae.